Molecule: messenger RNA, 3751 nt
Organism: Aspergillus sclerotioniger CBS 115572
Lineage: Eukaryota; Fungi; Ascomycota; Eurotiomycetes; Eurotiales; Aspergillaceae
Exons: 1
Coding region: 161-3295 (1044 amino acids)
Source: RefSeq, a predicted model, not a curated record
ACCUACUUAGUACUUACUACUGACUACUCCGCAGAGCUGUCAGUAGUCACCGUGUGAGCGCGCCGACCGAGCAUUGCGACCAUCAGAACAAUGGGCCAGGUUUUCGCAUCCUGAACGCCUGCUCGCACGCACCCUGGGUGCCUCGAGUUCAUUUUUCACCAUGCCACCCUCUACCGUUUUUUCCUACUGGCGUCGCGAGCAUCGCCGGUCGAGUGCCUCCCCCGUCUCGCCCUCCCUACAGCCCACCUCCAAAGGACCGGUCGCUAACAACCCUUCUCAACGAUCGGUGUCGCCCAACACGAGGACGACUCUCGCUGCGCUUGGAGGAUCGUCUGUGGAGGCCUCGACUCUGCAGGCCCCGAGCAAUCUUUCCGGAGAAUCCGACGCAGCGAAAAGGAAUAUCGCCAUAUCCGUCACUCCGACCUAUGCGCCAGCCUCCUCUUCGACAAAUCUAACAAAUCCCACAGCAGUGCCCUUAUCCUCCGAAAGUCACGCCCGAUUUCAUUCAACCCCCGACGAGCGCGAAGACCCGACCAUCGCCUCCCAAUCCAACUACUCACAAUCAUCUUUUGCCGUACCGCGUUCAGAUCAUGGCGACGGCGAUUCUCCUAAACCGAGCUCCCCGUUCCGAUUGUCUUUGGGCAAAAAUUUGCUGAGCUCCCACAAUCUCACUAAUGACCAUUAUACAAAACGCUCAUCGACUCCCGGGCUGCCAACAUCCAGUCAUUUUCGUUUCAGAACCUCCCCCGAUAUUUCCCCGGCUGACAGGACAAUCUCGUCAAACAAGGACAAAGAAUACAAGUAUGAAAAUGCGAACGGUCGCCGGUCUGGAGACCGGGACGGGCCUACGGAACAUGUCCAUCACAAAUCCGGGAAGACUCGGCUUCACCUGCUGAACCCUAUGUCUCUUUUGGCCAGGAGGCGCUCUUCCAACCUGGCGAAUCUGCGGAUGGAGGAUACGAGCAUCCGCGCUCGCAAUAUAGUUCCUGCUAUCCCAGACGACUAUGAUCCCAGAAUCCGCGGGAACAUCGUUCACGACUUUUCUGCUCCUCGCCCUCGUCGAAACCUGUCAACCGCUCCUGUUCUUCUGCAUGAUGUCAACAACCAAUCCGGUCCACCCGAUGCCGCCUACAAUGGAAAUGGCAAUUCUGUGCACGGCCAUGAUCAAAACGCGCAGAUAGGCGAGCAAAGGAAAAGGCAUACGCAAUACUCUCCUGUUUUCCGGGAACACUUUGAGGACGAUCAGAAGGUGUUGCAGGUUGAGAGCAAAGCAUAUUUGCAGUCAUCGUUGCUGACGGAGCAGUUUCAUGAGAAUGAUCCCAGCGCACUCCCUGUGUUUGCAAGGAGAUUGCCCUCCAAGCUACCGGACCAAGGCGGAUCCUCUGAAUCACCAAGCGACCAGGCGGCGCCUAAACAAGAUGAUCAGCACAACAUACCCAAUACUAUCGGAAUCGCAGGUACACAAGAUGCCGACACGAUCGAGGUUAUACCACACCAACCAUCGGGCUUACCUAAACAUCUCAAGAGCAAUGCGUCCCGGUUCAGUUUUGACAUGAAUGGCGUCGAGUCCUCCACCCAGGAGAAACUAUUGGAAGAAAAACAUAAGGAAAAAGAAGCCGCAAGAAGGGCCAAGGCGCGAAUGGAAGGCAUAAGUUUCAGCGAUGGCGAGGACGAUUUUGAUGAAGAUAUGCUCGAUGAUAUGGAUGACUUUGAAGAGAAGAUUCCAGGGGUUAAUAUUGACGCUGACGAGGAUGAUGAGUUCUCUGGGUUCUCCGGUCCGGGCAAUGCACUCAACAAGUCCUGGUUUGUCCCUAGUCUCUCGCCAGUCCUUGCUAGUCCGCUUCCUCCUGGUUUUAACGAUUCUCGGGACAUGCAGGAUAUGCAGGAAUCGGCUCAGGGGUCUUUGGCACAGAACUCAGCUCCCUCUCCCGUUUCGGAACCUGUUACCUCUGCUAUUACAACCAAUGUUCAAUUAUUAUCAUUGGCACCGGACACCUCCACUGUUAUACCACAGGUCACUGUAGACUUGCAUCCUCAGCCCUCGCAGCCGAUGGAAGAUGAUGACGAUCUGUACUUCGACGAUGGCGAGUUUGGUGAUCUGUCUACAGAGGAUGCGGGCGACAAAUUUGACGAGUCGAUUUUUGAUGAUGAGACGAGUCACCUGUACGAUCGAAAACCAGCGGCUCAGCAACCUGUUCCUGAGCCAACGCAGCCCGACGACCAGGAUGUGGGUACUAAUACGCUGGAUGUCACUGCGGAACACGACAAAAAUGGGCCAGAGCCAGACUACGAUGGCGGGCUCGGGCACGCUCCUAGUAUAGCCAGUGACUAUCGAAAGGGGUCGAUCAGAACCUACGGUCAUACUCAUGAGAGCUUGCCUAACUUAGGGUCGGCAAAAGCUCAUGGUGGGGUUCUGUCCGAGCACAACCUUGAAGCUUUCCAUAAUGCUUUGGCUCAAGCCGCCAGUGAAGCAGCCGCGAAUGACAGGCUUAGCCGUGUAACCAGCGUGAGCGAGCGGUCGCUUGGCCAAGAAAGCACUACCCAGACAAUGGAUACACCUUCGGGGCUCAUUUCAGACGAUAGCCGCUUGAGCCAAACCGUCGAUAUGGUUGGUUUUGAUGAAGUGUUUGAGGACUUUAGUUACGAUGACAACGAUGCUGCACUUUUCGAUGACCCUAUCAUUGCUGCAGCGAAUGCGGAGGCCUUGGAAAAUGAUGACGAGGGAUUCUAUGGUCAAGAGUUUGGGUUCUACGCGCAAUCACACGGGGGCUGCAACGCUGAACUCACUAAUGGUGGCUACUUCGGUCCACGAGGCGUCGAGGGCAUUACUCGCAGUUUCAGCAGUCGGGGGAAGUUUUGCGAGCCAAGCCUGACCCCCAUCACUGAACGCAGCGAAUGGAGCACGCGCAACUCGGUCAUCUCACUCACAGCCCACGGUGCCGCCCAUUCCAAUCCAAUGGCAAGCCCUGGCUUGGCUCAGCUGGUCGACCUUGGUGCCAUGGACGAUGAGAUGUCUCUGAGUGCACUGAUGAAGCUUCGACGGGGUGCCUGGGGCGGAAGCAAUGGCAGCCUCCGCAGCGGCAGUGGCAGUCCUCCUCCACAUUUACACUCGUCGUCAAACCGGGCGAGCUUCAUUUCCGAUGCGAGCCCGACGGUAUAUACCGCGCCGCCAGAUGCGUUUGGCGGUACCAGUGCGACAGAGUCUCCCAUCAAGGAAUCUGACAAGUUCCGGUGGUCCCAGCACGCUAUGGAGCAGCGUGUGGGACAGUCGCCAGUGGGUGAGCGGGAGCCAUAGAUCUGCGUUAAAAUUGACUGGGAUUGAUUGGUCAUAUGCGCCCGAGCUGGCAAGCAGUCAGAAGGCCAUGCGUGUGACCAGCCAGCCGCAGAUCGAUCCCGGCAAAGUUGGACGGACCAACCGAGAAGAGGGGGAGAGUAUAUAACACAUCUGGGUUUGCUUACAUAGGGGUUUGGGGGCUCUGCGAUAUAAUGAUUGUAAUGCCUGAUAUAUAAUGCUUCACUGCGUCUUGCAGUGAUCUGUACUGUUAUGAUUAGAUGAUUUGAUGGUUGGGUAAGUUAUAUAUAUGUUGCAUAUACCGCUGAGGUACUACCUCACCCGAUAAAUUAGUAAUUUAUCGAGUGCCCGUUGGGCCUUUUGGCAUGCCGUAAUCUGCAAUCCACUGCCCAGACCCUGGGAUCCGGGGGGAUGACAGCCCCUUCAUAGUACCAGGUCUAGAUAGAUACCUAGUCGUUC